Molecule: messenger RNA, 1486 nt
Organism: Pistacia vera
Lineage: Eukaryota; Viridiplantae; Streptophyta; Magnoliopsida; Sapindales; Anacardiaceae
Product: two-pore potassium channel 1-like
Exons: 3
Coding region: 176-1213 (345 amino acids)
Biological process (GO): potassium ion transmembrane transport; stabilization of membrane potential
Cellular component (GO): plant-type vacuole membrane
Molecular function (GO): potassium ion leak channel activity; calcium ion binding
Source: RefSeq, a predicted model, not a curated record
CAUUUCACUUACGUUAAUGUUGGCCAGAUUGGUUCACAUUCUUAGGGGUAAUCAUAUGGCCACUUGGACACAAUCCGCCGACUUUCCCGCUUCCCCUGGCUCCUUUGUGCUAGAUUUUCAUUGAGUACUACUUUACAGGACAAGAACCAUCAACUCAUCAGGCAAUCAUGUUCUGAUGGCUCAAGAUGAUGCUAGACAGUCUUUGCUUUCCAGAAAUGGGGUUCCUGCUAAUUUCAGUGGAAACACAGCUCUCCAGAGAAGAAAAUCUUGGUGUGGUGAGACCAGUGCACUUUUAAAUAAGUCUAUCUCCCUGGGGGAAAAUAAUAUUCAGUCUCUUCUACGUUCAGGAUCUUCCAUAGAUCAACAGGAAAUUAGGUUCAAGCAAGUGUUUGUCUUGUUAGUGGCUUACCUUGGAGCGGGGACAGUUUGCUUUUACCUCGUUCGGCAUCAGAUUGAGGGUAAGAAAACAAAUGGGAUUUUCGAUGCCAUGUACUUCUGUGUUGUGACAAUGACUACUACUGGAUAUGGGGAUCUUGUGCCUCGUAGCACGUUGGCGAAGUUAAUUGCCUGCAUUUAUGUUUUCACUGGCAUGGCUCUUGCUGGGUUCACUCUUGGUAAGGCAGCAGAUUACCUUGUUGAGAAGCAUGAAAUUCUUUUUGUUAAGGCAAUGAGCAAGAUUGAAAAGGUUGGUUCAGCUGAGAUUCUUAAGGAGGCUAAGGUCCACAAAGCCAAAUACAAGUUUUUGAUGUCUACAGUAAUGCUGUUGGUGCUUAUAAUUGUGGGAAUUCUCUUCCUAAUUCUCGUUGAAAAAUUAAAACCUGUUGAUGCUUUUUAUUGUGUUUGUUCCACCAUCACUACUCUAGGAUACGGGGAUGAGAGUUUCUCAACUGGAGUGGGUCGGAUUUUCGCUGUUUUCUGGAUACUGAGUAGUACUCUUUGCUUAGCUCAGUUCUUUCUUUGCCUCACUGAACUAUACACCGAAAGUAGGCAAAAGUCAAGGAUUGAACGGGCUCUUACACGAAACCUUACAUUUUCAGAUCUUGAGGCUGCUGAUCUUGAUCAUGACAGAAAAGUCAGUGCUGAAGAAUUUAUCAUAUAUAAGCUGAAGGAAAUGGGGAAGAUCAGCAACGAUGAUAUUUCACUCAUACUGGAAAGGUUCCAAAAACUUGACGCUGAUCAUUCAGGAACUUUGACAGCCACAGAUAUGAUGUAACCUUCAUCAUCUCAAGCACAAAGCUAACUGACAGCAUCUUGGUAAAGUUAAUAAAAAAACAUAUUGAGAAUUUAUCUCUUAUCACUUGAUUCAUAUUAGUGAAUGAAGUCCUUAAGGAUUACUCAGUCAUUCCUUAAUUGGUCUGAUACUCUUUUUAAUAUUUGUCAUAAAGCAAAAACGUAAUUUCUGUUUCCUCUGCACUGAUUCUAUAUUGAUCAUAAGUUACUCGAAACAAACUGGAAGCAUGUGGGAUGCACCUGCAUCUGCUUGAAA